Fimicolochytrium jonesii is the source of this 1212-nucleotide messenger RNA. Its product is annotated as ribosome biogenesis protein Nop16. The coding region runs from base 170 to 844 and encodes 224 amino acids. The transcript has a single exon. Gene Ontology annotation, cellular component: nucleolus. NCBI's taxonomy places the organism in Eukaryota, Fungi, Chytridiomycota, Chytridiomycetes, Spizellomycetales, Powellomycetaceae. The record is from RefSeq and is a predicted model, not a curated record. Gene Ontology annotation, biological process: ribosomal large subunit biogenesis.
CUUUUGUACACGUCAACCACCAGAAAGAACCCACGGCAUUGCCCUCAAACCAUAGCAAUAGUGCUUGCCUGUUUCUCCAAAGCAACGUUACUGUACCGCUAUUGCUCAGCUUCCAGCUAGUGAGCCCUGAACUCCGCACGAACCCCAGUACUAAACACCGUAGAGCGACAUGGCCCGCCCAAGAGGUCGACGACUAAACAGGGCACCCUCCCAGAAGGUGUCCCGCAAGCAGAAGAACCCUUACGAUAUUUCUUUCGCCGGUGUACACCCGCUUGUCCGCAAAACGUGGGACAAAAAGCUGACCUUGAAGCAGAACUACGAACGCAUGGGACUCGUGUCGGCGCUCAACGGAGCAGCUGGAGGAACCGAACACGCUGCGGCGGAUAGAGCGAUAGAGCUGGCGGCGAUCGAGGCACGGAAGGCGGAGGUCGAAUGGAGGGUAAUAGACGCCUCCGCGCCGUCAGUAACUACCCUGUUAGCAACGGAAAUCGCCGACGACGACGAGGACAGUGAGGAGGACGAAGAUUACGACGUUGAAGUUGACGGCCCGGUGCAGAUAGACCACAGAGCGAAGCGGAUUGGGCGAAAGAUUGGGCUGAAAUCUAUAACAGCAGAUGCCCCCGUGGCGCCGAAAACUGCUGUCAUUGAAGCUAUGGAGGCGCAAGCACGGGAUAUUGUGAAGCUCGUGAGGCACGCUUCUGAGCAAGAGGGGAAGGUGUUUGGGGACCUGAUGAGGAAGCAUGGCAGAAAUUACGAGGCAAUGGCGAUGGACAUCAAACUCAACCGAUUCCAAUUGUCUGCUGGUCAACUGCGGAAGAGGAUUGAAAGGCUUAUUGCAGCAUGAUAGAUCGGUUUCCCCGCAUUCCCCUUAAUCCAAAUCGUGCAUAGCCCAUUCCUGCUUGCCAUUCGUCUCGUAGCUGUUUCGAUCAUGUAGCAUACGUUUUGUUUUGAGAAAGUAAUUUAUUCCCUGGCUCGUUCUUAAAUAGGAAUCGCAGCAGCAGUACGACACAUUGGGAAUACUCUAUGGCCUGUAAUGUGAUCGUCGAUAAAGGUUUCCAAGAAAUGAAGCAUCUCCUUCCAUAGGAUUCUUUCAAGAUUCAGGUCCCCCUUUCUUUCCUUAAAACCUCGUCAUGCGCAAAAUCACCAGAUGCCUGUCCUUCAUCUAAAUCACUGUCCGAGGCACUGCUCCCAUUCCCACUGUCCUGGUCUUCA